Molecule: messenger RNA, 1297 nt
Organism: Capsella rubella
Lineage: Eukaryota; Viridiplantae; Streptophyta; Magnoliopsida; Brassicales; Brassicaceae
Product: transcription factor MYB7
Exons: 2
Coding region: 327-1148 (273 amino acids)
Source: RefSeq, a predicted model, not a curated record
UGUGAACAAUGAAUGGUAUUGAGAAAUGCAUUGAAGGAGAAAAAAAAAAUAGUGAAUAAAAAUGUGAAUGUGGCAGUUAUAGUUUGAUGUAAAAUAAAGUAUUAAACAAACCAAAAUGUAAUAAUAAUAAGAAGAUGAAGAAGAGCCCCACCAGCCACUCCUUCAAACGUGUCCUACCAACUCUCUUCUAGAAGCCAAUUAGGCUCACCUUCCACCUCCAACCUUCCCUCUCUCUCUCUCCAUAAAACCCUCAACAACAGAAUCAAAAGCAACAUCAUCAUCAUCUUCAUCUUCAUCUUCAUCUUCACAAGAAGAAGAAGAAAGCUAUGGGGAGGUCUCCUUGUUGUGAGAAAGAACACAUGAACAAAGGUGCUUGGACUAAAGAAGAAGACGAGAGACUUGUCUCUUACAUCAAGUCUCAUGGCGAAGGCUGUUGGAGAUCUCUUCCUAGAGCUGCUGGUCUCCUCCGUUGUGGUAAAAGCUGUCGUCUCAGGUGGAUUAACUAUCUUCGACCUGAUCUCAAAAGAGGAAACUUCACACGUGAUGAAGAUGAACUUAUUAUUAAGCUUCAUAGUCUCCUUGGCAACAAGUGGUCUUUAAUUGCGGCGAGAUUACCUGGAAGAACAGAUAACGAGAUCAAGAAUUACUGGAACACACAUAUAAAGAGGAAGCUUUUGAGUAAAGGGAUCGAUCCAUCUACUCAUAGAGCGAUCAACGAGGCGAAAACAGAGGAAAAAUUUGUAAAAGAUGUUUCUUUUGUGUCUAAGUUUGAGAAAACAGAAAAGUCCGAGGACCAGAAGCAAAGUAGAAAGAAUCUAAAUGGUUUAUCUUGUAAAGAAGAGAUCGUUGAGUACUACCCAGUUGUUGUUGAAGAAGAAAUGUGCACAGAUUUGAAUCUUGAGCUUAAGAUCAGUCCACCAUGGCAAAAGCAAAACCAUAAAGAAAGAUCUCCUUACACUGCGUCACGUUUUUACAUGGAAAACGGCACGGAGUGUAGUAGUGAAACUGCGAAAUGUCAGACAGAGGAUAGUAGUAGCAUAAGCUAUUCUUCUUCUUCAGUUGAUAUUAGUAGUAGUAUUGGUGUUGGUUAUGACUUCUUGGGUUUGAAGACAAGAGUUUUGGAUUUUCGAAGCUUGGAGAUGAAAUAAAUGAAUAGAGAAUGAUAAUUUUUUACUUUUUUACUUCCAUCUUUGUUUUAUCUUAUCUCCCAACUCUUGUAUAUUAACUUGAAAUUUUCAAAAAUCAGAUUUAUUGUCUCAUUUGUUAAUGCAAUCCUAUAAACUUAGUUUGAGUUUGA